UGGGCCUCUGCACGGCUUACGGACCAGCAUAGAGGUACGCGCUUGUGUGUAAGCGGCGGGAACUGGACAUUCCGGGGAAUUCCCCAAGGUAGACGCCUCCACCGUAAUUGCUGGUGUCCGGGCUAGUCCCGCCCCUCGGGCUCAGAAAUGCUGAGUUCCAGGAGCGAAAUUGGGGCUGAGUCCUUGUCAAAAGAUGACGGGUACGGGCCCAGGUGGGGGAGCCAGACUGCAGGCAGACCUCAGGCCGUCCCAUCCCAGCAGCAAGACGGGAAUGCACGUUUGUUAUCGUGCCACAAACCGCGGGCGGCCAGUGAUCUGUGGUGAGAACCCGGUAAAUUUUGGCUCUGUCAUUGGGCAUCUGAAAAUGAGGUUAGUAAAAACUGCUCAUGAACAUUAGAAGAAUAAGUCAUCACCUGUAAAGUAUUUAGCCAAGUGCUAGUUAACAACAUGUAAAAAUGUUAGCUAUGUCCUAUGUGGAGGACCUUUGUUCUUUUUCUCACAGCCACCCUAUUUGAAGAUGCAGUUGCAUCAUUUAAAAAGAAGAAUGAGGAAGGCCUAGGUGGGGGAUCAGGAAUUCGAGACCUGAGCAAGAGCUAGACCAGUCUCUACUGAAAAUAGACAAAUUAGCCAGGCAGCAGUGUCGGACGCCUGUACUCCCAGCCACCUGGGCAGCUGAGAGGGAAGGUUCGCUUGAGCCCACGAGUUUCAGGUUGCAGUGAGCUAUGGUGAUGCGACUGCAUUCUCAAAAAAGAAGAAUGAGGAGUAAAAUGAUAAAGAACCAAAGUCACAAAGGGUAAGGGAACUAGGUUGCCAGUACAAACAGAUGGUUUACUUUCCAGAUGAGGCUGUUUCUAAUAUUCUGCCUAACUCAGCAUCGCAGCCUUCAAAACAUUAGCUGAGUGACUUGACCUCAAAUCCCUAGGACUGUGAUUGUGAAGUCAAGUGUGGACAGACUCUUACUAUGUGGCAAAUAUGUUUGUUCUGGGAUAUCUGGCCUAUCUGCAGAGCCUUUGGGUCAGACUGAGGCUCCUGCCACUUCUUGCACUGUCCAGGCUGUCUUUAUCUCCAGAAGGCACAGUCUGAUACUCUAGGAUGGUGCUGUCCAAUAGAAAGAUCAUAUGAGCCUCAUGUGGAAUUUUAAAUGUUCUAGUAGCUACAUGCAAAUCUAAAAAUAAAUUUGAAGUUAAUUUUAAAAACAUACUGUGUUUUUCUCAAUAUACCCCACAAUGUCGUUUCAAUGUGUGGCAUUUAGCCACAUUUCAAGUGCUUGGCAGAAAAUGUGAUUAGUGGCUAUAGUAAUGGAUAGCACAAGUCUAAUGAAUUCCUAGAGAAUCAGGUUCAGGCCUUAUGUCAGUGGUUCUCAACCAGGGUGAUUUUGUUCCUUAGGAAACUUUGGAAUGUUUGGAGACAUUUUAGGCUUUCACAGCUAAGAGGGGAGGUGUCUAGUGAACGUUUAGAAAUACUCCUAAACAUUGUUCAGUGUGUAGGAUAGCUUCCUGUGACAAAGAAUUAUCCAGCCCCAAAUCUCAAUAGUGCUGAGGUGGAGAACACCACUUUCCAUGAAGAUUUCAACUAAAAUGAAUUUCUUACCCAGGCCUAAGUCCUAGCUUCUGCACUUUGUAUGGCAGGAAGGAGAGAGCCCAGGGAUAAGAGUCCCACUUGGAAGAAUAGGUCUUGAGAGAGACCUCACCAGAGCUUCAGAACAGAUGGAGGAGAACUCAGAAAGGGGCAGGUCCUGAUUUCCUGCACCAGAAGCAGUUCUUUUCUUUUUCCAACCAAGUGGAACCAGACAGAAACAGUUCUUAAUCCCCUGACCCAGAGAGAGCCAGACUUGGUGAUGUCGCCAAAUCCACAAACCAUCCCAGACUGUGUGACAGUGAACUCUGUGGACCGACAUGCAAGAGAUGUUGUCCACACUCUUGCAAGAGCAGCAGAAAAUGAACCUAUCUCAGGCAUCAGUGUCAUUCAAGGAUGUGAAUGUGGAAUUCAGCCAGGAUGAGUGGCAACAAAUGGGGCCUGCUCAGAGGAAUCUCUACAGAGAUGUAAUGCUGGAGAACUACAGCAACCUAGUCUCAGUGGGCUACUGCAUUUUCAAACCCAACAUAAUCUUCAGGUUGGAGCAAGGAGAAGAGCCUUGGUUCUCAGAAGAGGAAUUCUCAAACCAGAAUCAUCCAAAAGAUUACACAGAUGAUGACCUGACCAAGAAGAACAAGAAAAUCAAACACUUACAGCAAGAAAUAUUUGCCAAAAAUAAAAUAUUAACUACAGAGGAAGUAGUACUUUUGAGAAAACCAUUUAAUCUGCAUAUAGCUCCUGUUCCUUCAACAAAAAUAUACUACAAAUAUGACUCAUGGGGAGUAAGUUUGCAGAGUACUUCCGAAUUUAUCAUUAAUAACAGGAGACAUUCACCAAAGAAACUAGGUUGCCAUAAUUUAUGUGAGAAUUCACCUUUCAAGAUUAAGUUUGAGAAAACUCAGACUGAAGAGAAAUUGUAUAAAUAUAGUAAAAACAUGAAAGUCCUCAGUUAUGAUCUUUCUGAGCUUCAGAAAUUUCAAACUUUGGAGAAGUCCUUUGAGUGUAAUGAAAUUGGAAAUUUUUUUAAUGGUGAGACUGACUAUGUUACACAUAAGAAUUCUCACACUGGUGAAAAAUCCUGUAAAGAUGAUGAACUUAGGAAAAACUGUGAUAAAGUAACUCUCUUUGACCACAGGAUAACUGGCAUAGGAGAGAAAUACCCUUAUUUUCACCAAUAUAACUCCUUUGAGAAGUCAGCUGUAGAAGAAUAUGACAGAUUUAAAAUUACUAUGAAACAUUAUGAAUGUGAUGCAAAUGGAAAUAAUUUUAACAGUAAAUCACACCUCAGCCAACCUCAGAAAACUGUCAAAAGAGUAAAUCCAUUGGUAUGUAAUGACAAAAAACAAACUGGGGAUAAGUCUUUAGAAUAUCAUGAUAAGAAAUCCUACCAAACAUCAGCCCACAAAGUACGCCAGAGAACUCACUCAGAGGUAAAAGCAUAUAAAUGUAAUGAAUGUGGGAAAUCCUUCUGUCAGAAAGGACAUCUUGUUCAACAUCAGAGAACUCAUACAGGAGAGAAACCAUUUGAAUGUAAUGAAUGUGGAAAAACUUUCUCCCAGAAGUCACACCUCAGUACACACCAGAGAAUCCACACAGCAGAGAAACCCUAUAAAUGUAAUGAAUGUGGGAAAACAUUUGUCCAGAAGUCAACCCUCAGAGGGCAUCAGAGAAUUCACACAGGGGAGAAACCCUAUCAAUGUAGUGAAUGUGGAAAAACUUUUGUUCAGAAGUCAACUCUUAGAGAUCACCACAGAAUUCACACAGGGGAGAAGGCCUUUCAAUGUAAUGAAUGUGGAAAAACUUUUGGCCAAAAGUCAAACCUCAGAAUACAUCAGAGAACUCAUAGUGGGGAGAAAACUUAUCAAUGUAAUGAAUGUGAAAAAUCUUUCUGGCGAAAAGACCAUCUCAUUCAACAUCAAAAAACGCACACGGGAGAGAAACCAUUUAAAUGUAAUGAAUGUGGGAAAACUUUUGCCCGGACAUCAACCCUCAGAGUGCAUCAGAGAAUUCACACUGGGGAGAAACCAUUUAAAUGUAAUGAGUGUGGGAAAAAAUUUGUCCGAAAGGCAAUCCUUAGUGAUCAUCAGAGAAUUCAUACAGGGGAGAAACCCUUUCAAUGCAAUAAGUGUGGGAAAACUUUUGGCCAGAAAUCCAACCUUAGAAUGCAUCAGAGAACUCACAGUGGGUAGAAAUCUUAUGAAUGUAGUGAAGAUGAGAAAUUAUAUACAAAGUCAGUCCUAGAUGUAUGUCAGAAAAUUCCAGGAGGGGGAAAAGCCUUAUUGAUGUAAUGACAGCAAAAUCCUCUGACAAAAAGAAUACCCCAUGUGAUAUUGAGAUACUCAUAAGAACAAGCAUUUGAUUGUAGUUAAUGUAAGAAGACAGUUCCAGAAAUCAACACUCACAGCAUAUCAAAGAAUUCACAUAGUGAGAAACCGUAUGAAUAUGAAUACAGGAAGAAUUUUGUACAAAAGGCAACUCCUAGAGUACAUUAAUGAAUUCACACAGGCUUCUAUUUCUUGCAAGAGUUAAAUAACUCACAUAGUCCAGUAAUUUGUUCAGUAAUAACAAUUUCAUUUUUCCUGUGGACACAUAACUAGUCUAAAUCCCAAUCUCCUUUUCAUCUAAGUGAAUCUUUGUGACUGACUACAGGAAUGUGGAUGCCCAUGAUGUAUAUACCUCAUCCAGUUCUCCAAAAUAAAAGACUUCCCUGACAAACUACCAGAAAAAAAUGAAUAUGAUCUGUUAGGUCACCUUAGAUGCCAUGCUUUAAUGUAAGGAUAGGGGGGGCCUAGAUUUCACUAGGUUUCAUGGGGUUCUAAGUAGGGUAGGAAAAUAUAUAUAUAACCUAUGGAUAGGGCCUUUUGACCCAGUGGAAGGUACCAUGGUUACUUUUAUAACUGCAAGUACAGGAGUAAUUAAUGUUAUUUACUAUAUUCCUUAUAAGUCAUAGAGAGAAUUCUCCUAAUCAGGAAGAGUUGAGUUAAAGAAGGUAGCUUUGAUGUCCCACAGUUCUAAUGAUCAUUUUGGGCUUCAGAUCUCUGUGUUGUUGAUUUUGUUUAUUGAAACCUGUGGCAAACAGAGGCAGCCUUUGGGAAUGGGGACAGGGAGGAUUGACUUGUUGCCCUGGCAUGGUCACCAGGUUCACUCCUUUUGAAAAGCAGCUAUUAAUUUACUAUUGGGCUCUUUUAUACACUAGACAUCUGGCAUAAGUAGAGGCUUCUGGCCUAAAAUUGCACUUUGGGGGGUGUGUCAUCUUGAAUGCAACAAUCAACAAAAUAAGAAGGAGCCAACAAGCCUCACUGGUGAAAUCAAAAUGGAAUGUUUGAGAUUGCAGCUAUCUAGCUCCAGAAACUGCCUCCAUGUUUGUCCUUCCUAAUACCAUUUGUUGUAUGUUAAAUGGAUCCCUGGAGGCCCAGCAGAAAUAAUAUACCAGGGCAGCUUUGUACCAUAAUGGGAGAGAGACAAAUUUGUUUGCUUGUUAGAUGGCACACUCUCUAAGUUCCAUUAGCUUACCUGACCAACUGGCUAUUUUACUCAUCUUCACUAUCUCUGGGGCCAUCAAUGGCAUGAAAUAGUAACACCUAUCCACUUACCACCUGAAGCAAAGCUACUGGCUUAGUAGAACCCUCUGUUCAUCUCUGUUACUCUUAAUUAGGCCUGGUUCACUGAUAGUUUGGCUAGCUGAAACCACUAGGAUGCUGUGAUUGUUCAAACUCAGUGCUGUUAUGCAGACCCCAAAAUGAAAAUGGUCAUUCUCACAGUGGACAAAACAAGGAUCUUCUCAGCUCUGGCCAAUACUCCAUUUGAUGGACCUUGUUACCUUUUUAUUGAUCUGAGGGUGCUUGCCGUGGCCUAGCUAUUUGACAUUCCAGUAGGAAAAUAAUAGAUGUAAAAAGACCCUCUAUAGUGCUCUAUACUGUGGGGGUAAACAUCCCAUCUGCUGAGCACACCAUCAGACUUAUUCGUGUAAAUGUCCAUGAUAGACUAAUUUCUGCGAAGACUAAAUCAAGCUGUAGAUGGAGUCUUCUCUGAUCCGAUCACCACCAUUGCUUCCUGAAUCUGUUACUGUACUGGUAUGGCAAAAUAUUUACCACUGCAUGUUGAAUACAAAGUAAAGGCUUCUAUAUAUGUGAUGCUUCCAAUGAUAUCAUUUGAUACAAUAAUUUACACAGUCUAUAAUUUUUUUCCUUCUGGGUGAAUAGCUAAUGAUUUAUGUCAUUUGGUUAAUUCACCACUUUCCUACUGGUUUUAAAUAUCUUCAUGUGCUAAAUUGACAUUUUUUAAAGAUAUUGCAUAUGGCUGCUUAUCACUCCUUCUCUAUGUUCUGUUAUUUUAAUACACAUCCUUUUCUGAACAGGGUUGGCACAUACCUCAUCUGAGGUACUAGUAUUUUUCUGGCCUAGUAUUAAGUGUUUCACAGAAGGAUUUGGAAAAUGAGAAUACACUGUAGGACUUUAGAAAUGGGACAUGAUAAACAAGUUGCACUGUGACUCUAGAACUGCCAGCAGCCUAGCCUAGAAAAUGCAUCUGCAAUUGGAGAAGAUAAGGUAACACAUGGAGAGAAAGUGAUUGACAUUGCCUCAGUGCAGGUAGUGCCAUAGUCCCUGAGAAUUAAAAUACUGCCAUGUAAUUACUCUGGUUGUAUAAUAUUUGGUAUUAUAAAGCAAGUCUUUCAUUUGCUUAAGUUUUACACAGACACUUUCUUUAAAAAGAUCCUUAGAAUCAUCUCCCUUCCUGCCUUCUUUUACAGAGAAUCUUUUAAGAUUAUGAUUGGCAUUGCUGUUGAGGAUCAGGUACCUCCUGGAUGAAAUUAAUUCACCUAGGUGGCUUUAGUAAUUUAUCAGGAGGUCAGGUGACAAGUCCCAAGACUUGGCACUCAGAUUUUAUCUGCUGUUGCUUUACUGAGGCAAGACCACAAGAUACCUUUCCAUAUUGUACAUCACUGGUAGAAGACCAUAGUCUGUAUUCUAAUCAUGAAUGCACUCUUUCUCUUCCCAGCUGGCUGAUGUCCUUACCAAGUUGUAGUCUUUUAUUCCAGCAGAUAGAUACCUCAUCUAGCAAUUUUAAAGAAGUUAAUUUUCUGUCUCCUUGCCUACUAAGAGUGAUCAAGCUAAUAAAGAUAGGAAAGAGAGAAGGAGUUCUUAACCAUUUUAUUUAUAAUGUAUCUUAAACACAUGAAAUAGUACCUCUACAUAUUAGGCACUAGUUAUGUUUGUUACUGUACUAUUAUGAAAGUGAAAUUUGAACAUUUUUCCUUUUCAUGAUCUAGAUUAUUUUUUGAGAAGAUUGAUCAUUUAUUGUAAAUAGUUAGAGUAUUACUGUAAGCUUGCCUUUGACAGACAUUCUGUUUGAGAUAUUUUAUAAAUUUCUUAAAUGAAACUUGUUCUUAAAAUUCCGAAGUGUACAGUACUUU
This is a messenger RNA of Nycticebus coucang (slow loris), 6988 nucleotides long. It is a transcript of the gene ZNF510, whose product is annotated as zinc finger protein 510. Gene Ontology annotation, biological process: regulation of DNA-templated transcription. Gene Ontology annotation, molecular function: RNA polymerase II cis-regulatory region sequence-specific DNA binding; DNA-binding transcription factor activity, RNA polymerase II-specific. The coding region runs from base 1896 to 3764 and encodes 622 amino acids. Lineage: Eukaryota; Metazoa; Chordata; Mammalia; Primates; Lorisidae. The record is from RefSeq and is a predicted model, not a curated record. The transcript is spliced from 6 exons.